UUGACGCGCACACAAGUCAAUGAGAAGAAGUUCAGACGCAUCAACGAUAAAUCUCUACGACAGUUGCUGAUCCAUCGCUUUCUCAAUGACUACGGGUAUGACAAAGGCGAAGUCACUGCGACUGCUAUUGUCGAUGACAUUCUCAAGACCGUUGAGGACUAUUUCGUCAUUACCCUCCCUUUGGAGAAACUCGCCACGGGCGACUCACUCCCAGAGGAGCGAUACCUCAGCUAUGGACACCUCGUUUGGAUGGCUGUCCCGAUUGAUGAAUAUCCACAAAGAGGCAAAUCCAUCGUCAAAACCCGUAUGAAACCCAUCAUCCUGACUUACCUCGCCGCAGAGGAUAUUGAAUCCUUUCGCAACGGUUUUACCUCCCGGCAACUGCGGAUCAAUCGCUUGGUCCGCUGGUGUUAUCAAGCUUAUGACCAAGGCGCCUUAUUGACACAACUCGACUUGGCGGUCUUGCUCAACGUCUGUGAUCAGGUCGUCUGUGAUUAUGUCAACGAAUGGCAAAAAACCACGGGAGAAAUCUUACCCACUCGCGGCAAUAUCCAUGACUUAUCGGGUGCUAUUACCCACAAGAAAGAGAUCAUAACCCUCUAUCUUCAAGGGCAUCUCACUCCCACUAUUGCCGCCAAAACCAAGCACUCUAAGGAGGCAGUUGACCGAUACAUUCGUGAUUAUGAGUCCGUCAAAGUCGUGCGCACCGCUACCGCUGAUAUUGACAAAAUCUCACACAUUACACGACUUUCUAAACGCGUCAUCUCUCAAUAUCUCGACCUGAUCCCGCAGCAGCAUCUCCAAGCUAUCGAUGAAAACCUCGCCAAUGCAGCUGCAAACGAUGAAACCACUGAACAAGGAGAAACUCAAUGA
Messenger RNA from Geodia barretti, 873 nucleotides. The record is from the annotation of a GenBank genome assembly. Lineage: Eukaryota; Metazoa; Porifera; Demospongiae; Tetractinellida; Geodiidae.